CCGCUUCCUUUAUCUUUCUCAAUCUGCGCCUAAAUUCCGUCUGCCUCAGCCGUGCCCUUUUCCGCGACUUCCUCUGUUGCAGUCCCUGUGUUGCUCAGACAAGCCCUCAGGAAGGAUGGAGCUGGGCCCUCUGAGCGCUCUUCCCCUGCCAGGUGGGCCAUUGCAGAGGUGUGCCGGGGAAGAAACCCCCUGGGAGGCAGUGCGGGAGGAAGGGGCUUUGCUGCCCGGCUCCAGUGAGUUCCCUUGACAGCUGCAGAACGAGAGGCGUCCCCGGAGCCCACCUUCCCGCACCAAGGACGGCUUCUUCUAGCUCCAGGUUCCGCGAGCACCCGACUCCGCGGUGCAGGCUGCCAGCAUGCUGCUCCAGCUCCUGCCCUAUAGCCGCAAAGGCGCGCCCCUGAACAGCUUUCCUGGCACUCCGGAGGGACUGCCAGACGUCCUGCCAGCGCUUCUCCGCCAUUUGGUGAGCUGUAGCUAGGCUAUCUCCAAGCAAGUUGGACCUCAGCCCUGGGGCUACCGCUCCUGCAGCGAUUCUGACACCAGCUGUGUGACACCAGAUCCUGACACCCAGCAAUUCUGUGACAUCGGCUGGGUAUCCCACUGUAACUCACUCUGGCACCAUCCACCUGGAGACGGCAUCAGAUCCACAGGUGGAGGGCUUCAUCCUGCAAGAACCCCUACACUUCAGACGCCAACCGCGAGUCCAAAGUGGUAUCUGUGCUUCUGACCAAUUGGCUAUGAAUAUGAAUUAGGGUUCCCAUGACCCUCCCUCAGGUGCAAUUAACUUGUUAGAGCGGCUCACAGAACUCAGAGAAAGAGUUCACAGACUGUUUACCAACUUAUUAUAAAAGGAUAUGACAAAAGCUACAGGUAAGCUUCCAGAUGAAAGAGAUGUCUGGACCAAGGUAUAGGGACGGACACACGGGGGUUCCAUGUCUCUCCAGGUCACCAAUCCACCAGCACCACCAUGUGCUCACCAACCCAGGAGCUCUUUGAACCCAGGGAAAUAAUGAGGACCCACCAAAUGAGAACAAGAAAAGGCUAUUUGUUCAGAGCCUGCGAUAGUGAGGGAGUCACUCCAUCACCUGGCCUGGUAGAGGCCCAGAGGCAGCAAGGGAGGGGGAGAGCUUCCUGGUGGAAAAGGGGGACUCAGGGGUGCCCUGAUGGGGGCUGUGUGCCUGAGGGAGCCAGAGAUGAACUCUAGAGAAGUGGGGCAUCUCCUGUGUUCGAUUUUCUCUGGUUGGUCCUGAGUUGGACCCGGGAACAAAAAUUAGGUAAGAUGUCAGUUAUUGACCGAGUCCUGGCCAUCUGGCUUAUUUGGACUGUCAGAGGGUAUUGUAUGGCUUUCUGGGUUGUCACCAGAGCCAGCAGUCUGAAUUGCCCCAAGUCUGACUUCGAGCAGCCGGCUUCCUGGGCGGGCUUCUGCAGAGGAGGCAUUGGUUUUGGGCGGGCUGCUGCAGGCCAUGGGCCUAUUUUCAUAAAUGGUCUGGCCACUGGCCACUUGUAUAUUCAGUUUCUCAUAAUAGGCACUGAUGAGCCAGUGCAGUGUUAACAGAAAACAUUUCUCCCAAGGUCACAACUCAGCUGUGAAGUGUCCUGACAGCCUCUUCCUUCUUACCGGUAACCUCCAUAGCCCGCUCUGUGGCCCCACCUCAUGAACAAAAAUACCUAAGACCCAGCUACUAAGUGGUCCACACUUCGUGACAGCAACCAUCUGAAGAUGGCCCUCACUUCCCCUCUUCCCUCCUCAGAAUUAUUCAGUGCAACCCCAAACCUUACAAAAUUCCCUCUCCAGUCUCCUCAUGAGACACAAUGCAGAAAUCUCUAGGGUUCUCUCUUUGCAACAGGUUAAUAAACCAGACCUGGUCUAUUAGGUUUAUCCCUAGUGGACUUGACUGUUGGGCAUUUUCACCCAGCUCAAGUAUCUUCUCCUCCACUCAAUCUUUGGAUGCAGUUUUUCCCUCCUCCAGCCCCAGAAUACUUUGUGUGUCCUGGUGCUAGAGUUAAUUAGCUAGAGUUAAUGUUAGGACAUUUCCUCUACUAGACUGUAAGGCCCUUUAGAGACUGUGUGGGAUUCCUCUUUGUGUCCGAGUUCUAAUGAGACAAAUGAUGUGCACCUGGCCAGACAAAGAUGGACACAGUCUCCCCUGGCUAAGCUCUCGAGUGUUCAAGAAAGCCCUGAACAAGUGAAGAUUUAUCUUCAACUGACCCUCUCAAAGACAGUUUUCUAUGGACUCAUGUCUUGGCUAGAUUCCAGCUAAUUGGUGUGGGUUUUGUUUGUUUGAAGUUUAUUUUGACAAAGAGAAAGAGAGAGCGUGUGCACACACACACACGCACACACAUGCACACACAGCACUUGAGCAGGGGAGAAGCAGAGAGAGAGGGAGAGCGAUAAUCCCAAGCAGGCUCUGCACUGUCAGUGCAGAGCCCGACUGGGGGCUCAAACUCACGAACUGUGAGAUUGUGACCUGAGCCCAAACCGAGAGUUAGAUGCUCAACAGAGCCACCCAGGUGCCCCCCCCCUUUUUUUAGUGAAUCUUUUCACUGUUCCGAAGGCUGACUUCAGUGUUUUCUUUCUUGUCCCUCUCCCCCAUCCAGGAUCUCCCCCAUGAGACUAAAGAGCACAUAACUAACGAGAGGUCUCCAAAUUGUCCUUGGACACAUGCACCUCAUACCAUGCUGUGCCCAUGACAAAUCCAGUGGGUUGAUUUACUCAGCAAAGAAAAGAAUUUCAACUCACUUCGAGUGAAUUCUCUUUGUAAUUUCAAGUUUCCAGGCCUGUAAAUGAUAAAGGACCAAACCAACUCUAGAUUGUGACAGUCCCUGUGGAGUACAGCCACCCUGCGUGGCCUCCUGUGGAAGAGACCCCGCCAGCUCCCCGUUGACAUUUCCUUGGCUGUAACUCCUUAUGUAUUCUUCCAGAGCCAAAUUGGUAAUAUUCUUUUCCAGGCAUAUAUCCCAGUUGGCUUGGAAGAAUAGUGGAGUUAUUCUUUGGAGAUGUGGAUUUGAAGAAAGUUCUUUUCGAUAGUCUGUUAAGUCGUUAAAAUGAUGCUGAGAGGUCUGUCUCCCUUUGUGCCUGUCUCAUGCACCCUCCCUGUACAACUCAAGUGAGCUUUGGUUCUAUGGUAGUUAAUGUUUUGGCACCCUUUUUGUUUUAGGUGUAUUUAUUUAUUUGGAGGGGGGCAGAGAUAGAAAGAAUCCCAAGUAGGCUUAGAGCCAUCCGUGCAGAGCCCAAUAUGGAUCUCAAACUCACUAACUGGGAGGUCAUGACCUGAACCGAAGUCAGAUGCUUAACUGACUGAGCCACCCAGAAGCCACUGGCACUUUCUUAUUCUUUGGAAAACAGUUUCCAUAGAGCAUCGUCUCCUCUCUAGUGAAUUUUGUUAUGAUUUUAGAAAGCAGCUCUUCUCUUUCCGUCCUGGGGAGAGCCCACCUUUUUUGGUCACACAUAUACACCCACACCCUUACACCGUUUCUCUAUCUCGUGGCAGACUCACGGAAGGCAAACAGCACCAAACUCUUGAGCUAGAAAAACCUAGCCUUCCAGGAGAUCAUGAGCAAGCCUCCUAACUUCUUUCGGUAAAUGUUAUUUUCCAUGUGAGCAAUCUGGAAGUAAAACUCCUGCUCCGUCUCAUGAGAUUUAAUAAAAUACAUAAUGGGAUUCGUAUACGCUGAAGUGCUUGAAUGGAAUUAGCAGGUGCCAUAAGUAAAAUGAGUUUCGAGCACUGCUCAGCUCUUUACUUACAGAACUCCGUUCUCGCCUUGCGAGCCUGAUCCCUGAUCCCAGACCCCCGAACGUGCAGUCCGUGCCCCCGGUCCCCUCGGAGAAGGCCCUACAAUCUCCGACCAGCCGCACCCUUUCCGGCUUCAGUACCUUCCCCGGCGCGGCCCUCCCAACCCAGUCAAGCGCUCCACAAAAGCAGAAGAGAAGGAAAUACUUUUAUUUCAGCGAAAGAAUAGACCGGGACGGGCUGCGCACCACGGGCAAACCACUCACGGGAGGCGACGACAAAGAAAGCGCUCUCGCGCUCAGCCCAGCGGGACCGGCCCUGCCUGCCGGCCGUGCGCCCUCCCCGCGCCGGGACCCCGGGCGCCGGGAUCCCUGAGCCGUCAGGGACACCACUCGAGCGGAGAGGGCCGUGAGGCGGAAAGGGGGGUGCGCACCCCGAUGGGAGCGGACAGGACGCGGGCCCCCCCACCCCACGCCCCCGCGGCCCCGGACAGCCGUUACCCGACUUCCGCCCGCGUCCUCCCGGUGGCCGACUUCUGGCGCGUUGCGUGACGUCAUUGCGGCCGGCUUCCGGCGCGCUGACUUGUGCUCGGCGCUGCCAUGUGUCGCUGGCGACAGGAGGCUGCCAGGCGGCCUGGGCAUCCGAGGCCAUCGCGGGUACCCGGCGGCGCUCGCGCCCUGCUAAGGCCAGGGGAGGAUCGGCCGUGGGGGCAGCGCCGCGGGGAUGGGGUCGCGGCCGGGGGCGGUGUCCCGGCGCCGGCUGACCGCGUGUCCUCCUCGCGGCGCUGCCUCGGGGAAGUGACGCCGCUCACGCAGCUGCUCCCCGGCCGACGGCGCCCGCCACCCCGCUUUCACCGGAAGCCCUUGCAGAAUCCGCCGAGUGUGCCCGGGGGUCUCGGCCCGCCGUUCCGGAGACUGAUCGUAGCUGGGGAGUACUUGCCGGGAAGACUGGCAGGAGGGCAGCUCUGGUCCACGUGCAGACGCUGACCACACCGGCCUUGAGGACACACUCAGUCUCAUGUUUCUGCGGUCUUGUGAGCAAGGCGUUGACUGAACUCUGGCGCAUCUUCAGAUGUUCAAAUAGCAGCCAGCCUUGGGACAUACAAGGGAGUGCCUCCCUCUGGGGCAGAGAGCAGCAUGCUUGAAACUGGCGGGCCACCUUGUCACCCUGCCCAGCACAUGACAGUACUGUCCGCGGUCCCCCAGUGUGUCAGCCACCGCAAUCCCAAGACGCAAGAGCCCUGAGAGAUGGCCUCGUUGGUGGCUGCCAAGCCAUUCCUGGCAUCUGCAGUGGUUUGGAUGCCACUGCGCUGUCUGCUUCCAAAACAAGGCUCGUCGCUGUCAUUGUGACCCCGGCCCCUCUGACAGCUCCUGUGUGGGAAGAUGGGGAUAGUUAAUAAAAUCUUUUCAGUGUGUGGUUCAGCCUGGAGGGGUCUCCUUUCUUGUCACUCCUGUCUUUGCAAAUGGCUGUGUAGGUGAUGGGGCCCCAGCCCCCUACCAUCAGGAGCUUUACCUGGAGCCUCAGAGCAGCCUCUGCUGCCUUGACAGACUUCCUUCCCUCUAGUCCUCACCAGCGCGGUGAGACCUGGGUGUGGGGCACAUCUUCACACCUGCACACACAUGCAGGUGGCCAGGCCCAUGUGUGGGCUGACACUCAGUGUGAGCGAUGCACACGCAGUUGACUUGUUGGAAAACUGACGCCGGCCCUCUGGUGGACUACACCUGCCCACUCCCAGGUUUAGGGGUUUAUUUAGCUCAUGUUGGUGAGGCUAUUGGCAAGGAAUGUCAGCAGGCCCAGCUUGCAUCAGAAAACAUGUGUGGUCAUGCAUGCGGUCAGUCUGUUAACUGAUAGUGUGAAUGCACAGUGCCCACAGGUGUAACUCCAGGCCACACCAGAAGUGUACUUUCUGGGAGGAAACCCCCGGGGUGGAGGGGGAAGAGUGGGCGGUGGCUGACGAGGUGCCCUCCCUGGUGGGGCCUUCCCUGCAGCAGCCUGCGGUUCGGUAUGCCCUCCCCAGUCAGGUGGGUGUAAAUCUUUUUUUUUUUUUUUUUUUUAACGUUUAUUCUAUUGAGAGACAGAGCAUGAGUAUGGGAGGGGCACAGAGAGGAGGAGACUGGGAAUCUGAAGCAGGCUUCAGGCUCCGAGCUGUCAGCACAGAGCCUGACACAGGGCUCAAGCUCACAAACCACGAGAUCAGGACCUGAGCCAGAACUCGGACACUUAACCGACUGAGCCACCCAGACACCCUAGAUGGACGUAAAUCUUGAGUGAUCCGGGAACCUGCCAGGGAGAAACCAAAAAGGUUAAGGGCAUCAGCAGGGGCCAGGGUGGGGCCGGGAAGGAGAGGGACCUGGCUGAGGGAGGCAUCUUGGAACUUCCGCUGACCUCAUGAGGUCAGAAGAGUGAAACACCCCCUGUGCUCCUGCUCAGUGCCCCAGCUGAAAUCCCGCAAGGGGUUUGUCGUGCCCCCCAAGAUGGGGAGGCAACCAGGAAGGGAAAGGACUUGGUGUGAUGUCAUCCCCAUCUCCAGAUAAGACUGGUUAGGCCCGAGGUCACGCUGACAGCCCAUAAAGCCCAUAGCAAGCUCCGCCCAGGGUCCAAAUCCCCAAGCUCAGGAUGGUCUUGACAUUUCUACCAGGAAAAACCCAAAGAGAACUAUCCAGUGAUGUGAAAAUGGAUUCCGUUCAGGUUUUUGUGUCCCUGGAAUUUCAGACCUCACCUGAGUUCCUCUAGUGUUAAUGCAUGCUGGGGGACGGGGGACCCCAUGGGUUGGAGAUUGGGGAAGUGACAUCCUGGGUCAAGAUUCUCCCGAGCACUGGUGUGGAAAAGCCCUUCAAAAGCACCAGGCCUGUCUUGAUGGAAGGGCCAGGCCAACAGCUCCCAAGAGAAGAGGGUGUGCAAGGGUGCCUGCCCAGUUUAAUCGGGCAUUUAAAUAAGCAUUUCCCAGUCUUACUAGGUUGUAUUCAUCUUAAUGAAUUUGAGGGGCAAAAAAAAUCCCUUAACUUGCAUGUCAGUUACUGCAGAGUUCAAAAAGUGGGUUCAUUGAAAGGCAGUUAUUAAACAGACUAGUUUUUGAGUACAGGCCCCCAAAAGCAUCCCACAGAUGACUCAAUUUUGGCCGAUACUCCGACCUCCGCAUGACCCAGCGGGUGGAGACAGAACUGUCCGCCUGGAGGAUGCCAUGGGGUCAAGGAGGCUGGAGACAAAUCUGAGCCAGCCGGUCUGCCCAUUGUAGAGAGCUCUCUACUAUUCCUAGAUACUUACUACUGAAGGGAUAGGCCGGGGGAGGGGGGGACAGGCUUCCUGUGGCACGACUCUCCCGAGCCUCAGCCUCAGCGUGAGGAUCCCAGGCCACCAGCCCUGUGGUGUGGUGCAGUCUGACCUGGAGCAGGGUUUGUCAUUCGCAUCCUGGUGUGGCCUUGCACAAUUACAAGAAUGUUACUCUAGACCCCGGCCCCAAGCUCUGGGCUUCAGCAUUCCCCACUCUUAAUCAAGAUACAAGGUACCCACCCUAAAACGCACCUAGUGUUGAGCUCUGAGAGUUCACACACAUGGGGUUGGCAGCCAUGACCACGUCAAGCCACACGAGUGACCCUCCCCCCUGCUUGGGCCAAGGCGUGGGCAUAGAGACCACAGAGGGUCCAAGCUUACUGAGGCAGUCAGCAGAAACCUUCCAGAGCCCCCAGUGCCUCCACCAUCGGGAGUCCGCCCUCUGGGUGGGGGAACCAGGAAGCAAGGGUGAAAGCCCCUCUCGGGAGGGAGCGGCAAGGGGGGAGGGCAGCCCCUCCCCAGGGCCAGAACCCACUUCCUCCUUUACCACACGCGCUCAGGGAGACAGGCCCAGAGGGCUGGGCCUACUCCCAGCACCCUCCCCUCCCCUCUGUCCCUCUGCACAGGAAGGUCGGGGCCACCUGGCCCGGGUGCCUCCCGCCAGCAGGAUGGAUGAGGAAGGCCCUGACUGCGGCAAAGCCGACUUUGUGCUUUUGGACCAAGUGACCAUGGAGGACUUCAUGGAAAACCUAAAGCUCAGGUUCGAGAAGGGCCGCAUCUACACCUACAUCGGCGAGGUGCUGGUGUCCGUGAACCCCUACCAGGAGCUGCCCCUGUACGGGCCUGAGGCCAUCGCCAAGUACCAGGGCCGUGAGCUCUAUGAGCGGCCGCCCCACCUCUACGCUGUAGCCAAUGCCGCCUACAGGGCGAUGAAGCGGCGGUCCAGGGACACCUGCAUUGUUAUCUCAGGGGAGAGUGGGGCAGGGAAGACAGAAGCCAGCAAGCACAUCAUGCAGUACAUCGCUGCCGUCACCAACCCCAGCCAGAGGGCAGAAGUGGAGAGGGUCAAGGAUGUGCUGCUCAAGUCCACGUGCGUGCUGGAGGCCUUCGGGAACGCACGCACCAACCGAAACAACAACUCCAGCCGCUUCGGCAAGUACAUGGACAUCAACUUCGACUUCAAAGGAGAUCCUGUCGGGGGGCACAUCCACAGCUACCUGCUGGAGAAGUCUCGGGUCCUCAAGCAGCACGUGGGCGAACGGAACUUCCACGCCUUCUACCAGGUCCUGCGGGGCUGUGAGGACUCACAGCUGGAAGACUUGCACCUGCAGAGGAACCCCGCCCUGUACAGCUUCACCCGGCAGGGAGCGGGGCUCAAUCCCUUGGACAGUGACGAGAGGAGCCACCACCAGGCAGUGAUGGAAGCCAUGCGGGUGAUCGGCUUCAGUCCCAAGGAGGUGGACUCCGUGCGCCGGAUCCUGGCCGCCAUUCUGCACCUGGGAAACAUCGAGUUUGUGGAGAUGGAGGAGGGCGGGCUGGAGCAGGGGCACGUGGCCGUGGCCGAGGAGGUGUUGGUGGACCACGUGGCCGAGCUGACGGCCACGCCCCGGGAGUCGGUGAUGCGCUGCCUCUUGUCUCGAACUGUGGCCUCAGGAGGCAGGGAGCUCAUUGAGAAGGGGCACACGGCUGCAGAGGCCAGCUAUGCCCGGGACGCUUGUGCCAAGGCAGUGUACCAGCGGCUGUUUGAGUGGGUGGUGAACCGGAUCAACUGUGUCAUGGAACCCCGCGGCCGGGACCCCCGGCGUGACGGCAAGGACACAGUUAUCGGCGUGCUGGACAUCUAUGGCUUUGAAGUGUUCCCUGUGAACAGCUUCGAGCAGUUCUGCAUCAACUAUUGCAACGAGAAGCUGCAGCAACUGUUCAUCCAGCUUAUCCUGAAGCAGGAGCAGGAGGAGUACGAGCGGGAGGGCAUUGCCUGGCAGAGCGUGGACUACUUCAACAACGCCACCAUCGUGGACCUGGUGGAGCGGCCCCACCGUGGCGUGCUGGCCGUGCUGGAUGAGGCCUGCAGUGCCGCGGGCACCAUCACUGACCGGAUCUUCCUGCAGAGCCUGGACACGCACCACCGCCACCAUGCACACUACACCAGCCGCCAGCUCUGCCCCACAGACAAGACCAUGGAGUUUGGCCGAGACUUCCGGAUCAAGCACUAUGCAGGGGAUGUCACGUACUCAGUGGAGGGCUUCAUUGACAAGAACAGGGACCACCUGUUCCAGGACUUCAAGCGGCUGCUGUACAACAGCUCAGACCCCACCCUGCGGGCCAUGUGGCCAGACGGGCAGCAGGACAUCACAGAGGUGACCAAGCGCCCCCUGACAGCCGGCACCCUCUUCAAGAACUCCAUGGUGGCCCUGGUGGAAAACCUGGCCUCCAAGGAGCCUUUCUACGUCCGCUGCAUCAAGCCCAAUGAGGACAAGGUGGCCGCAAAGCUGGACGAGGGCCACUGUCGCCACCAGGUCGAGUACCUGGGGCUGCUGGAGAAUGUGCGUGUCCGGAGGGCCGGCUUUGCUUCCCGCCAGCCCUACCCUCGGUUCCUGCUCAGGUACAAGAUGACCUGUGAGUACACGUGGCCCAACCACCUCCUGGGCUCCGACAGGGCAGCCGCGAGUGCCCUCCUGGAGCAGCACGGGCUGCAGGGCGAUGUGGCCUUUGGCCACACCAAGCUUUUCAUCCGCUCACCCCAGACUUUGGUCACACUGGAGCAGAGCCGCGCGCGCCUCAUUCCCAUCAUCGUGCUGCUGCUGCAGAAGGCAUGGCGCGGCACGUUGGCUAGGUGGCGCUGCCGGCGUCUCCGGGCCGUCUACACCAUCAUGCGCUGGUUCCGGAAGCACAAAGUGCGCGCUCACCUGGCGGAGCUGCACAGGCGCUUCCAAGCCGCGAGGCAGCCCCCCUUGUACGGCCGGGACCUGGUCUGGCCGACCCCCCCUGCUGUGCUGCAGCCCUUCCAGGACACCUGCCGGUUGCUGUUCUGCAGGUGGCGGGCCCGGCAGCUGGUGAAGAACAUCCCACCUUCAGACAUGGCCCAGAUCAAGGCCAAGGUGGCUGCCAUGGGGAUCCUGCAAGAGCUGCGGCAGGACUGGGGCUGCCGACGGGCCUGGGCCCGGGACUACUUGUCUUCUGCCACCGACAACCCCACAGCCUCUGGCCUGUUCGCCCAGCGACUGAACGCUCUCCGCGAGAAGGACGGCUUUGGGACUGUGCUCUUCUCCAGCCACGUACGUAAGGUGAAUCGCUUCAACAAGAGACAGGACCGGGCGCUCCUGCUCACUGACCGGCACCUUUACAAGCUGGACCCGGGCCGUCAGUACCGGGUGAUGCGGACCGUGCCCUUGGCCUUGGUGACCGGGCUGAGCGUGACCAGUGGGCGGGACCAGCUGGUGGUGCUGCACGCGCGGGGCCAGGACGACCUAGUCGUGUGUCUGCACCGCUCCCAGCCGCCGCUGGACAACCGCGUCGGGGAGCUGGUGGGGGUGCUGGCGGCGCACUGCCAGGGGGAGGGGUGCGCCCUGGAGGUCCGUGUCUCCGACUGCAUCCCGCUGAGCCAGCGCGGGGCCCGGCGCCUGGUGUCAGUGGAGCCGAAGCCCGAGCAGCCGGAGCCAGAUUUCCGCUGCAGCCGUGGGGCCUACACCCUCCUCUGGCCGAGCCGCUGACCGGCCGAGCCGCUGACCCGCCGGCCGUGCCUUGCACCCCCCCACCCAACGCCAGCCCCGCAACGCACAAUAAAGGAAGCGUGUCUCUGCC
Messenger RNA from Leopardus geoffroyi (Geoffroy's cat), 10802 nucleotides. RefSeq names its product myosin IG (gene MYO1G). Gene Ontology annotation, cellular component: actin cytoskeleton; cytoplasm; plasma membrane. Bases 7283 to 10711 code for a protein of 1142 amino acids. Lineage: Eukaryota; Metazoa; Chordata; Mammalia; Carnivora; Felidae. The transcript has 27 exons. Gene Ontology annotation, biological process: actin filament organization; vesicle transport along actin filament. Gene Ontology annotation, molecular function: actin filament binding; ATP binding; microfilament motor activity. The record is from RefSeq and is a predicted model, not a curated record.